Vittaforma corneae ATCC 50505 is the source of this 1083-nucleotide messenger RNA. RefSeq lists its product as uncharacterized. NCBI's taxonomy places the organism in Eukaryota, Fungi, Microsporidia, Nosematidae. The transcript has a single exon. Bases 1 to 1083 code for a protein of 360 amino acids. Gene Ontology annotation, molecular function: RNA binding. Gene Ontology annotation, biological process: RNA processing. The record is from RefSeq and is a predicted model, not a curated record. Gene Ontology annotation, cellular component: nucleus; ribonucleoprotein complex.
AUGAUGAAUAAAUACAUUGUGGAAGCAACUCCCAUGUGCACUAUCAUAAAAUAUGUCUAUUAUGUGGUGCUUAUGAUCUGUUUUAUGUCUGCGUUUGCAACUUUGUGUAUAUUUUGCUAUUUUGCAAAAUUUUCCCCACGUCUCAUGAGCAUGGAAAAACUCAAAGAACAAAUAGAAUUCUAUUUCAGCGACUCAAACUAUUCAAGAGAUAAGUUUAUGAUUGCAAAGGCAUCUGAAAAUGAUGGGUUUAUUCCUAUUUCUGUUCUUCUUACUUUUAAAAGACUUCAGGCCAUGAGCCCAUCAGUAGAUCAAAUUAAAGAAGCGGUUAGAGACUCAAAAAUCGUAGAAAUAAAGGACAACUUGCUCAGAAAAGUCCAAACCCAGGAAUUCAAGGACUAUUUGAAUGACAAGCAGAUUUCUAAACGGGUCUUAUACAUGAAAGGGUUCGGUCUUGACUCUACGCUUGAUAAAAUCAAAGAGAUUCUAGAAAGGUAUUGCAAACCAGUAAGAAUAACUAUGAGAAGAAGCGAAGAUAGAAGGUUUAAGGGCUCGUGUUUUGUUGAGUUUAGUUCAAAAGAAGAGGCAGAAGCUGCAAUUAAUUUGAAAAUUGAGGACAGGGUUGAAAGUCAAAAUGAGGAGCAGGUAAAAAAGCAAAAGGUUGAGCCUAGCCUCAUUGAGAUAAUGACUAAAGAAGACUAUCUUUCGACAAAGAAUAAAGGAAAGGAUGAAAAGAAGGAUGAAAUUUUUGGAGAGAAGGUCAAAAACAGUUUUAUUCCCAAGUUGUUCAGGUUUGAAUGCAGCAAAGACCUUGACGUUAAAGAAAUUAAGCAAGCGAUCAAAGAUUGCGCAUUUGUCGAUGCUCCAAAGAAGGUUAUAAGAAUGAAGUUUGCUGAAGAAUGGACUGAGAAAGAAUUUAAUAUUUCUGACGACGCGGACAAGAGCAAUUCCAAAAGAAACGAAGAGAACGGCAGUAAAAACAGUUCGAAAAAAGGAUUUAUUAAGCUUAUCAAAAUGACUGAAGAGGAAGCAAAAGAGUACUUGAAGGGUAUAACAAUAAAGAGAAUAGGAAAAAACAAUAAAUGA